AUGGCUUCCGCUAUCAAGAGUGCCCUCCCCUCGCGCCUCAAGCCUGACGACAACCAGGAAGCUCAGGACAAUGGCGAGAGGCAUCACGGAAAGACUCGCAGCCACAUGGUGGUAGCAAACAGCGGCCGCGGGGACUACGGGCUCAUUGACCUGGCGUGUUCAACGUUCAAGACCCUGACAUACUCGCCAUUUACUGCCUUCCCCAUCUCGCCUUCGGCGAAAUACACCAUCAUGCCCGAGUCCAUUGCGACCAGUCAAAGUCAGCCGCUAACAAGCUCCGGACAGGCUUUCGAGAACACCUCCACGAACGUUGCGGCUGCGCAGAUGCGCAACUCGCUGACCAACCUCGCGGAGACUGUCACCGACCCCGCCCAGAAGAAGCUCUUUGAGACUGAGAUGGACAACUUCUUCGCCCUGUUCCGCCGCUACUUGAACGACAAGGCCAAAGGCAACGCCGUGGACUGGGACCGCAUCGCCCCGCCCGCCCAGGGCCAGGUCGUCGACUACGAGGAUCUCGCCAACACCGAGUCUGUGCAGUUCCUCAACAAGCUUGCUGUUCUCAAGCUCAAUGGUGGUCUUGGUACCUCUAUGGGCUGUGUCGGUCCCAAGUCCGUCAUCGAGGUUCGCGACGGCAUGUCUUUCCUCGACCUGUCGGUCCGCCAGAUUGAGUACCUGAACCGCACCUACGACGUCAACGUGCCUUUCAUCCUGAUGAACUCCUUCAACACCAACGACGACACCGCUGCCAUUAUCAAGAAGUACGAGGGUCACAACGUUGACAUCCUCACCUUCAACCAGUCUCGCUACCCCCGUAUCUACAAGGACUCGCUCCUGCCGGUCCCCAAGAGCAACGACUCGUCCAUCAACGAGUGGUACCCUCCCGGCCACGGUGACGUGUUCGAGUCGCUCUACAACUCUGGCAUCCUCGACCAGCUUAUUGAGCGUGGCAUCGAGAUCCUCUUCCUGUCCAACGUGGACAACCUGGGCGCCGUCGUCGACCUCCGCAUCCUCCAGCACAUGGUGGAGACCAAGUCCGAGUACAUUAUGGAGUUGACCAACAAGACCAAGGCUGAUGUCAAGGGUGGAACCAUCAUCGACUACGAGGGCUCUGUUCGUCUGCUCGAGAUUGCCCAGGUCCCCAAGGAGCACGUGAACGAGUUCAAGUCGAUCAAGAAGUUCAAGUACUUCAAUACCAACAACAUUUGGCUGAACCUGCAAGCUAUCAAGCGUGUUGUGGAGAACGACGAGCUGGAGAUGGAGAUCAUCCCCAACGGCAAGACGAUCCCGGGUGACAAGAAGGGCGAGUCGGACAUUAGCAUCAUCCAGCUGGAGACUGCUGUUGGCGCGGCCAUCCGGCACUUCAACAACGCGCACGGCGUCAACGUGCCGCGUCGCCGCUUCCUGCCCGUCAAGACAUGCUCUGAUCUGAUGCUGGUCAAGUCGGAUCUGUAUCAGCUUAAGCAUGGUCAGCUCCAGAUGAGCGCCGCUCGAUUUGGCGAUGCCCCGCUUAUCAAGCUCGGCAGCGACUUCAAGAAGGUGUCUGACUUCCAGAAGCGCAUCCCCUCGAUCCCCAAGGUUCUCGAGCUGGACCACCUCACCAUUACCGGUGCGGUCAACCUGGGCCGUGGCGUGACGCUCAAGGGCACCGUUAUCAUCGUGGCGACUGAGGGCCAGACGAUUGACGUCCCGCCAGGCUCGAUCCUGGAGAACGUGGUUGUCCAGGGUAGCUUGCGCCUGCUUGAGCACUAA
Molecule: messenger RNA, 1749 nt
Organism: Emericellopsis cladophorae
Lineage: Eukaryota; Fungi; Ascomycota; Sordariomycetes; Hypocreales; Bionectriaceae
Product: putative UTP--glucose-1-phosphate uridylyltransferase
Exons: 4
Coding region: 1-1749 (582 amino acids)
Biological process (GO): glycogen metabolic process; UDP-alpha-D-glucose metabolic process
Cellular component (GO): cytoplasm
Molecular function (GO): UTP:glucose-1-phosphate uridylyltransferase activity
Source: RefSeq, a predicted model, not a curated record